Cylindrotheca closterium is the source of this 1557-nucleotide messenger RNA. NCBI's taxonomy places the organism in Eukaryota, Bacillariophyta, Bacillariophyceae, Bacillariales, Bacillariaceae. The record is from the annotation of a GenBank genome assembly.
AUGGCAUCCUCGCUCCCCAACAGUCCUUUCGCAAAACAAGCAUGUCUACCAUGCUUCAACAACGAUGAUCAAGCACCAAAAGACAAGAACACUCCACAUCACUUCCAAAUGCCGAGGAAGAAUACUAAUAACGAUUACAUCACCAUCAAGCCUGCAAUGAAACAAACCGAAGAGCUUCUCGCUUCAGAGAUGAGUCAAUUGUCGGUGGAAGAGCGGUCGAAGGCAAUGGAUGACCUACACUGUGUAGGAGAAGAAAUCCAAGAGACGCCUGAAAUGAUUCAGAAAUCGCUUGCGGAGUUUCAAGAGGCAGUAAAGAAGGAACGAAAUCCAAUAUAUGAGAUGGCCUUCAAUCAGAACAGAGCAUACGUGGAGGAUCCUACGUUUCGUCUGAGGUUCUUGAGAGCCAAGCUGUACAAUGUUCGUGAAGCAGUUCGGAAGAUGAUGCUCCUUCUCGAGUGCAAAGCGAAAUUCUUCGGUCAUGACAAGGUUGCUCGUGAUAUAACAUUGGAUGAUCUGAGUGAGGAGGACAAGCAGCUGAUGCUAUCGGGACUAUACCACAUCCAAGAUGGGAGAGAUCAAAAUGGGAGACUCAUCCUACAUUUCUUCGGCAAAAUGCUUAGUCGAUGUAGAGCUGACAACCUGAUUCGCAUCGGCCACUACAUUAUGUACAAUAUUAUGUCAUCCCUCCCGGAUGUACAAAGGAAGGGAAUCGUGGUAGUCUACAACGAUAGUACACUACCCGAGGAAACCUUUACGCUGCCUGGAUUCAGCUUCUUCAAAGAAAUCCAAACAACCUAUGACUCUGAACCAGUUCGAUUCUCUGGAAUCCACUACUGUGUACAGGCCAAAUCACAUCAUCUUGCGUUGAACAACGUUCUUGUUAGUCUAUUUCUUAAGGGAACGCCCCAAGAUGGGCGUGCGAGAAGUCGAAUACAUUAUGGGUCCAUCAUGGAGCUUCGGUACCAGCUCCAAAGCUUUGGUAUCCCCUUGUCCACUAUACCGUUUGGAGAACAAGGGAGCAUUCGUAAUGACAUUUUGAACGUCUGGUUCGACAGGCAUCUCAGAGAGACCAAUCAAAGCAUUCGCUUCCACCACUCCGAGGCCGCUCAGGGCUGGUCUCAAGACAUGGAGAUAGGAAGUGAACGUUUAAACCACCAGCAUAGGCACUAUGAGAAGAAUGAAAAUGAUGCAAAAGAGGCUUUAGUGGCGGAACCUUGGCAGAAUACUGCCCAAACGAAUCGUGUGUCAAAGUUAGUCAAACCAACCGAGAUGGAUGUUUUGUUUGGAAAAGGGUAUCGGCUACAGUUGCAUCCUGGCAAUGUCCGUUUUCGAGAGUUCUUACAGCAGCAUCGAGGCGAAUAUGAAAGUACUCCACGACAGAACAGACGAGAUAUUGCAAUCAAACUCACCCAAAUGCUUCGGAACAGUGGUGUUCGAUUUCUUCAGAAAGCGGGAUCUGACGAAUGGGUGGAGAGCGACAGUGAACAUGCAGAGACAAAGAUUGCUCAGUUCUUUCGAGAGCUGCGAAAGAAAAGGUCAAAAUUAGCGACUACAUAA